AUUGGCAGCGCUGAAAGAUAUUCAACAGGAUUGGAUCAAAAGUUAAUUUUGUUUUCUUGUUACUAUGGAAACAGUUAAUAACAACAAAAUGUCUGCAAAGUCAUUUUAGACUUAUUUGCAACACAAUUACAACUAAUAGCGUAAAAAAUGGUUGAAAUGUUAAAUAAACUCGGCAUUUACUUCGAUGAAGUCGACAAAGUGCGCAUCCUCGAUCCAGAAGUCGCUUCACAAACAAACGUCCUGAAGGAUGAGUGCAAAAUCUACAUUGAUAAAUUAGAUGAAUUUCAAAAGAUCAUCGACAGUUUCAUCACGUUGGUGGAUAAAUUGGGUAAAGAAGUAGACAAACAGAAACUAAAAGCAAUCAGCGCAAGAAAUACUCUGCAAACAAUGGAAAAACAUCGCGAAGUCGAUCAACAACAGCUGCAGGCGUUGGUUUCGGAGAAAAGCAUGGAAUUAGAACGUCUGAAAAACCAGCUCAACUCUUUACAGAAGACUGAAAUGGAACAGAAUGAAAUUUUAAAUUCACUUAUUAGUUAUUAAUGUAAGAGGAGUGAUUUAUUGCACUUUUGUUUGCUAAACAAGUUUUACACACUGAUUUUACGCAAAUUCUGACUAUUGUGUGUUUAUAGAAGUUUUUGUGACGUCAGAGAACGUGAAACAUUAAACUAACCUCAAAAUAGUUACAAACAUUCAAGAAA
This is a messenger RNA of Dalotia coriaria, 698 nucleotides long. Its product is annotated as intraflagellar transport protein 20 homolog. The transcript is spliced from 2 exons. NCBI's taxonomy places the organism in Eukaryota, Metazoa, Arthropoda, Insecta, Coleoptera, Staphylinidae. Gene Ontology annotation, biological process: intraciliary transport; centrosome localization; protein localization to cilium. The coding region runs from base 148 to 540 and encodes 130 amino acids. Gene Ontology annotation, cellular component: intraciliary transport particle B; centrosome; Golgi apparatus. The record is from RefSeq and is a predicted model, not a curated record.